Messenger RNA from Choloepus didactylus (southern two-toed sloth), 1973 nucleotides. Its product is annotated as PDZ and LIM domain protein 7. The coding region runs from base 282 to 1685 and encodes 467 amino acids. The record is from RefSeq and is a predicted model, not a curated record. Gene Ontology annotation, molecular function: muscle alpha-actinin binding; actin binding. NCBI's taxonomy places the organism in Eukaryota, Metazoa, Chordata, Mammalia, Pilosa, Megalonychidae. Gene Ontology annotation, biological process: heart development; muscle structure development; actin cytoskeleton organization. The transcript has 14 exons. Gene Ontology annotation, cellular component: Z disc; filamentous actin; stress fiber.
AGCAGGCUCCAGCCGCGGCCUGCCUGCCGGGACCUGGGGGCGGGGGAGAGGAGCGCCGGCCCCUGACUCACCCCACCGCCCCAGGCUCCAGGCUGGCUUGGGGCGGGGGCGAGGCCGUGCCAUCCUAGCCCAGCGGCCCACCUCCGGCUGAAAAGCACCUCCAGCCGGGAUACGGGCUCCCCUCCCCUUCCCAGUCCCUGGGGAUGGAGGGCUGCCCCUGGCUCUCCAAGGUGAGGCCUGGCAGCCAGCUGCCCACCGCAGCCUGACAAGGAGCAGACACCAUGGAUUCCUUCAAGGUGGUGCUGGAAGGGCCAGCACCCUGGGGCUUCCGGCUGCAGGGGGGCAAGGACUUCAACAUGCCCCUCUCCAUCUCCCGGCUCACCCCAGGAGGCAAAGCUGCACAGGCGGGCGUGACGGUGGGCGACUGGGUGCUGACCAUCGAUGGGGAAAACGCCGGGGGCCUCACGCACAUCGAAGCCCAGAACAAGAUCCGGGCCUGCGGGGAGCGCCUCAGCCUGGGUCUCAGCAGGGCCCAGCCGGUUCCGAGCAAACCGGAGAAGGCCCCGGCCCCCGCCGCGGACCCACCGCGGUACACCUUUGCACCCAGCGCCUCCCUCAACAAGACGGCCCGGCCCUUCGGGGCGCCCCCGCCCGCUGACAGCGCCCCGCAGCAGAAUGGGUGCAGACCCCUGACAAGUCAACAGCCACCCCGACCACUGGUCCCAGACGCCAGCAAGCAGCGGUUGAUGGAGAACACCGAGGACUGGCGGCCGCGGCCUGGGACAGGCCAGUCCCGUUCCUUCCGCAUCCUCGCCCACCUCACAGGCACCGAGUUCAUGCAAGACCCGGAUGAGGAGCACCUGAAGAAAUCAAGCCAGGUGCCCAGGACAGAAGCCCCAGCCCCAGCCUCAGCCGCCCCCCCGGAACCCUGGCCUGGCCCCACCACCCCCAGCCCCACCAGCCGCCCGCCCUGGGCCGUGGACCCCGCUUUCGCUGAGCGCUACGCCCCAGACAAAACGAGCACGGUGCUGACCCGGCACAGCCAGCCCGCCACACCCACGCCUCUGCAGAACCGCACCUCCAUCGUGCAGGCAGCCGCCGGAGGGGGCCUAGGAGGGGGCGGCGGCGACAAUGGCAACGGCAAGACCCCGGUGUGCCACCAAUGCCACAAAGUCAUCCGGGGCCGCUACUUGGUGGCGCUGGGCCAUGCCUACCACCCCGAGGAGUUUGUGUGCAGCCAGUGCGGAAAGGUCCUAGAAGAGGGUGGCUUCUUCGAGGAGAAGGGUGCUAUCUUCUGUCCGCCCUGCUAUGACAUACGCUACGCCCCCAGCUGCGCCAAGUGCAAGAAGAAGAUUGCAGGCGAGAUCAUGCACGCGCUGAAGAUGACCUGGCACGUGCACUGCUUCACCUGUGCAGCCUGCAAGACGCCCAUCCGGAACCGGGCCUUCUACAUGGAGGAAGGGGCGCCCUACUGCGAGCGAGACUACGAGAAGAUGUUUGGCACCAAAUGCCGUGGCUGUGACUUCAAGAUCGAUGCCGGGGACCGCUUCCUGGAGGCCCUGGGCUUCAGUUGGCACGACACCUGCUUCGUUUGCGCGAUAUGUCAGAUCAACCUGGAAGGAAAGACCUUCUACUCCAAGAAGGACAAGCCCCUUUGCAAGAGCCACGCCUUCUCACACGUGUGAGCCCCUCCUCGCCCUCGGCUGCCUUGGCCCCGCCCUCUGCAGCUUUGGCCCCGCCCUUGGCUGCCUUGGCCCCGCCCAGGCCGAGGGCGUCGCUGCUUCAGGAGUCGUCAUCACUGGCCCCAGACGCUCCGUAGGGCUGGCAAAGGGGCCCCAAGUCCGACUCCUGACCCGAGCCUACAGUUUCCCGGCCCUGACCCACCGCCUUCACGUACCCCGCACUCUCUCCACCACCAUCACGCACUGCCCCUGUUCACCUCCAGUGCCACAAUAAACCUGUAUCCAGCUGUG